Molecule: messenger RNA, 465 nt
Organism: Gracilinanus agilis (Agile Gracile Mouse Opossum)
Lineage: Eukaryota; Metazoa; Chordata; Mammalia; Didelphimorphia; Didelphidae
Product: GTPase IMAP family member 4-like
Exons: 1
Molecular function (GO): GTP binding
Source: RefSeq, a predicted model, not a curated record
GNGGAUUACAUAGGAUCCAUUCAAGACUCCUAUUUCAAUGAAUUGCUGAAGAAGUGUGGAAACCGAUAUUGCUCACUGGACAAUAGAGCAAGUGGAGCUCAGAGGGAUGCCCAGGUUUCAGAGCUGAUGGCCAUGAUCUUUGGCAUGAUGCAAGAGAAUGGAGGCACCCACUACACCAAAGAUUUAUAUAAAUCUGUGGAAGCAUAUCUCCAGAAGAAGACAAGGGAAAGUGUGGAAUACAUCAAGGGACAGUAUGAGAGGGAAAUAAAAGAAAUUAGGCAACAGAGUGGGACAUUUGCUCAUCAAGAAGAGAUGAAAAAAAGGCAGGAAGCCGAAAAUAACUUCCAGAGAAGUAUUGAGGAAGCCCGGAGGAAGGCUGAGCAGGAUAAGGAUAUAGUUUCCCAAGUGGUUGAGUUUAUUAUGGCCAUUGUUGCAACAUGCUUUCUUAAGAUAAUCUUCCUGUAG